Molecule: messenger RNA, 732 nt
Organism: Oppiella nova
Lineage: Eukaryota; Metazoa; Arthropoda; Arachnida; Sarcoptiformes; Oppiidae
Source: the annotation of a GenBank genome assembly
AUGUUGAGAAGAAGUGGUGUUUUUGGUCUCAAAUUUGUCAAACAUUUGGUUUUUGAACUCAAAGCCAACAAAACUCUAACAAAACAAUCGCUUAUAAACUGUCGACAACUCAUUACUCACUCCCAGUCCUCGCCAGCGAUUGUCACUCAACAGGUCUUCAGUCAAAGCAAAUCCAUUGCCAUGUCUUCGGAGUACAUCUACACGAAUGACACACCGGUGAUUGAAUUGGACGCCGAGAACGCGUUCAACGGUCUGACGGCCGACGAGAAGCUCUACGCCCACUAUCUCUCCAAGAGUUCGUGGUUUGGAUCUCUUGUCUGCUUAUUUCAGACGUCUCCCGAAUCGCCGCUUAUAUUCACUCUCUUUCGCCGCAUAUUCGGCGCCCAAACCAUCGAAGAGUUGCAACAUUUGGCCCAAAGUGUCGCCCAUUUCGAUGACAACGAGUGGCGGGCUUUAUUAGUGUAUUUGUCGGCGUUUUUGUCAAAUAUGGGAAACUAUCGCUCUUUCGGUGACUCGAAAUUCACUCCCGAUUUGCCGCAAAACAAGUUGGAAGCGCUGGUCAUCAACUCGAAGGCCUUCAAAGACAACGAGAAGGAACUUGCCUUCAUUUGGCAAAACGUUAAGCAAAGACUCUAUUCUCUCGACAAACACUAUCUGUCGCUCGGAUUCGCUCCAGAGUGCUUCCUGUCGUCUCCGGAUGUCCUCAUCUCUGUUCGUGUCCUCAACGCCUAA